Molecule: messenger RNA, 1449 nt
Organism: Colletotrichum destructivum
Lineage: Eukaryota; Fungi; Ascomycota; Sordariomycetes; Glomerellales; Glomerellaceae
Product: Putative P-loop containing nucleoside triphosphate hydrolase
Exons: 3
Coding region: 1-1449 (482 amino acids)
Source: RefSeq, a predicted model, not a curated record
AUGGCUUCAAUGACAUCUGACGCCGACAAUAAGGUCGACAAAGCGAGGGUGAAAUUUUUGGAUGGAAUUGCCAUCCACAUGGAACAUCUCAGCUUUGAUGGCGCCGCCCAGCAACAAGACGAGAUCCUAUCCAGCCCUCUUAUCACCGUUUCCCUGCUCAAUGCUCCGCCCCCGCCUCAGUUUGAUCUCUUCGGCGGCAGCCUGUCGCAGAGUUGCCCGCUCUCGCCGGCGUCACGCGUAUUUUACAACAUCACCUGCCCUUCUAGCGUGUUCAUUUGUGGCAGCCAGGGGUUGGGCAAAAGCAACACGUUCGCGUGUCUUUUGGAGAACUGCCUCAUACCAAGCAAGCUUGGGAACUUGCCACAACCUCUUGCUGGCAUCGUCUUUCACUUUGACAGCUUCGUGUCGGACGCUGGAUGUCUUCCAUGUGAGGCAGCGUUCCUGGCGUCUCAUGACAAGGCUUCGGUCCGAGUUCUGUGCACCCCGACAAAUGUUCGCACCAUCCAGAGCAUCUAUAGCGGCAUCUCCCAAGUCAAAAUCGAUGCUCUGAACCUGAGCGACCAGGAUCUCAACACCCGGAGAAUGCUCGACCUCAUGGCAGUCGGAGAAGGCGGCAUGCCACUCUACCUCCACGUGGUGAACCGCGUUCUUCGGGACAUGCGGUUGGAACAGCAGAGAAAUGGACAAGACUUCAGCUACUCAUCUUCCAAGAAGAAAUUGGACCAAGAGGAUCUUACCCCGGCGCAGCGCGGCCCCUUGAGCCAGCGCCUCGACACGCUGGAAAGUUUUAUGGUCAAAGGCAAAACCAAGCACGGAAGAAUUGACUGGGAGCCGAAGGCUGGACAACUCACUGUCGUCGACCUCUCCUGUCCCUGCGUCACGGCAGAGAUGACACGCUUGCUCUUCAACAUCUGCCUCUCGCUCUUCUUAGAGCAAAAGUCGCACAUUGGCGAAGCACACAAAUACAUGCAAGAAUCGGACGAGAGCAAGACCCUGGCCAGUUCGUUGCUGAGCACAAUCCGCCUGCAGCGACAUCUCGGCGUUCGCGUGUUUAUCUCAACUCAGGAGCCCACCGCGUCGACCAAGCUCCUUGGCCUGUGUACGGUGACGGUAGUUCAUCGGUUCACUUCGCCGGAUUGGCUGCACACGCUGCGUGGCCAUAUCGCUGGUGUCUCUUCUGUUUCAGCCACUGCGCCAAAACAGCAGGAACCCAUCGGGCAUGUUGAUCCCGUCGUGGGUGGGGGAAAGGAUUCGGCCAACGACCUUUUCGCGAAGAUCGUAUCUCUGCAAACAGGACAAGCUCUUGUGUUCGCGCCUAGCGCGGUCAUUGGACUGGCACAUACAGAGAACGACACGAUGACCGCCGUUCAGCGACUGGCCCUUCGGCUCCUCGUGGUCAAGGUCCGGUCCCGGCUGACCCAGGACGGCGGAAAGACAGUGAUAAAUUAG